AUGCAGAGCUAUGUAGCUGGACUUUUUGCGAAGGCUUAUAUACUAAGUGUUUGCUUAAGUAGCGUAUUAACUGUCUGUCCGUACGAUAGCAACUAUCCAUAUUCAGUAUUUCUUGACAGAGACCAUCACUUUGAUUUUUCAUGGCGGGUAAAUUAUAAGCGUGAAGUCAUGCAUUUCCGAGUAUGCGUGGACAAACUAAACACCACGUUGUUUGGCAUUGGUUUUUCAAAUUACGGAGAAAUGGAAAAUUCAGAUUUUGCAACAUACUGGACAGGUGCAACGGGAGUUCAUCACUUUCAGGACAUGUUCACAGACAAAAAUGGUAUUCCACAUGUUGAUAAAAAACAAGACUACAUGCUUGAAAGUGCACAGACGGACGGACAACAAGUUAUUCUCCAAUACUGGAGGAAGUUUGAUACAUGUGACAUGCACGACUACAUUUUGGACAGGGGAACCACACAUGUUAUAUAUUUUGCUUCUUCUCAGUCAAUGGAAUCAUUUCUCUCUGGUCUUGUAAAUACAAGCGACCUAUCCUCAGGCUUACAGAGAGUUCAAUUACUCAAACCGGAACUUAAUCUUACGCCAUUACCGGAAGACACGUGGACGUUUGAAGUGACAGCGCCGAACAUCUUGGUUCCUGCUAAAGAGACGACAUACUGGUGGUACACAGCAAAACUGCCUCCACUGAAGAAAAAACAUCAUAUCAUCAAGUAUGAAGGCAUCAUACAGGCUGGUCAUGAAAAUCUCGUGCACCAUAUGGAAGUGUUCCAUUGCGAAGUAGCAGCCAAUGAAAUCAUCCGUUUCUUUAAUGGGCCUGGCUUAGCUGAGGGAAAACCACCGGAGCUCGAGUCGUGCAGAAAAGUAAUUGGCGCAUGGGCAAUGGGUGCUUCGGCAAUGGUUCUCCCAGAAGAAGCAGGAUUUCCUUUAGGAGGCCCCAACUACUCACGAUAUGUGUUACUGGAAGUUCAUUAUAACAAUCCCGAUAUGGUAGCAGGUAUGGUAGAUGCAUCAGGUAUUCGUUUCUAUGUGACGUCAUCACUCCGACGCCAUGAUGCUGGAAUAAUGGAACUUGGUUUAGAGUACACAAAUAAAAUGGCGAUUCCGCCCCGCCAGGAAAUAUUUCCUUUAACGGGUUACUGUAUAGAAGAAUGCACAAAAGUGAGCUUGCCAGCGGAAGGAAUAUACAUCUAUGCGUCCCAGUUGCAUACACACCUUACGGGCCGUAGCGUGUACACAAAGCACGUGCGCAAUGGUGUCGAACUUCCAGAGUUAAAUAGAGACGACCAUUACAGUCCACACUUUCAGGAGAUUCGUAGACUUCCUGUUCCCGUUAGAAUCCUGCCAGGCGAUGCUCUUAUCACUACUUGUGAAGACAGGACGACUGAAAGGGACAAUGCCACAAUUGGAGGAUUUGCCAUUACGGAUGAGAUGUGCGUGAACUACGUGCACUAUUAUCCUGUAACAGACCUAGAAGUGUGCAAGAGUUCCGUGUCAACAAAAGCACUACAGAAAUUCUUCUCGUUUAUGAACAAGUGGGAUUUAGAUGAUACCAUGCCUAGUAAAGGAGAUCGUGCUAAUUACCAGUCAAUACGGUGGACACCUCUAACAACAACGCUGCUGAAGACGUUAUACAUGACGUCACCAAUAUCCAUGCAAUGUAACCAGUCAGACGGACACAGAUUUCCGGGCGUAUGGGAAGGUGUAGGUCUCACCAAAAUCAAAAAGCCUUUGUCGUUACCGACGAGACGUUGCAAGCAUAUAGCCAGCUGAUUCAUGACAAACCCGGAGAGAAGACGAAUCACAGAUGACAAUCCCAAGCUUGCUGCUACAUAUAAUGACUUUACAUUAUUUUCUAGCGAUAGCGCGUGUUUAUUUCGUGUUGUAAUAUCAGCUGAAUCUCGAGAGACUGGUUGAUGCCCGAUCCCGGUACCAAAGUAUCCCAAGGGUUUCUGCAGAUAUUACAUCACUACAUGGGCUAAUGUACCGGUAUCUACGCAUUAUUUUGUGGGGGAGAGGGGAGGUAAUUAUCAACAAGGCUUCAUAUUACUACCCUAAUGCGUAGAUACAUUUCAUUAAUAAAAUCAGCUUUAUUUCACAUUCAU
Molecule: messenger RNA, 2102 nt
Organism: Mercenaria mercenaria
Lineage: Eukaryota; Metazoa; Mollusca; Bivalvia; Venerida; Veneridae
Product: dopamine beta-hydroxylase-like
Exons: 12
Coding region: 1-1770 (589 amino acids)
Biological process (GO): dopamine catabolic process; norepinephrine biosynthetic process; octopamine biosynthetic process
Cellular component (GO): secretory granule membrane
Molecular function (GO): copper ion binding; dopamine beta-monooxygenase activity
Source: RefSeq, a predicted model, not a curated record